Messenger RNA from Peniophora sp. CBMAI 1063, 1302 nucleotides. Lineage: Eukaryota; Fungi; Basidiomycota; Agaricomycetes; Russulales; Peniophoraceae. The record is from the annotation of a GenBank genome assembly.
AUGCAGAUGCGAGAGGCGGACAACUUGGAGACCUUGCAGCUCACCACGAUACCUCACUGCGAAGACCCCUACGCAAGUCCCGUCCCCAUCCCGGACACGUUCCUCAAACAACGCGUACCGCGCCUGCGCAGGGUUGCACUGCACGGAGGGUUCAUCUUCGAAUGGCGGAGCGCCAUCUUCACCGGAGGCCUGACGCAUCUCGCUCUUUCUGAGAUUGCGCCGUCGGCGUUGCCUUCGAUGAAAGAGCUUUUGAGCCUCUUGCGUCGCUGCCCGGGUUUGCAGACCCUUUCUCUCGUAUCGGUCCUCCCAGCUCUCCCGGAAUACCCGGAAGAUACGAUGGAGUUGCCAAAACUCAAGGACGGGUACAAGAAGACGAAGCUGCCCUGCAUGACCCGGUGCUACCUCGAGGACCAUGCGCUCGAGGUUGUCAACUUCCUCCGCCGCGUCGACAUACCCCAAACCUGCCACGUCUCCCUCUAUCUCGGGCGACAAGAUGCCGAAGUGGAUGCCAGUGGCGAUAGCCCGUCUCCAUUCGCCCCGGUUUGUCGUGCCGUUCGGGAUUUCUGUCUCACACGCACAAAGCUGCACGACGCGUCUUUGCGGUUCGAACAACGAGUAGGAGCGCGAAUCCAUUGGACGUUUGAAGGCAAAAUCGACGACGCUACGGAUGCCUCGCAGUCGGUCCUCGAAGUCUCCAUGGGCGGCACCUCCGAUCCGAGCUCAGUACACGUGCCGGUUGAAAACGCGCCGCCCGGAAGCUUCUUGAGCGCCAUCUUCCUCAUGUUUUCCCCGGCAUUUCCUCUCGCAACAGUGCGCUCGGCCCACUUCAGUGUUCACUCGACAACAUCAAUCAUGUUCUGGGACGUGAUGAUGAACUUUCCACAUCUGGAACGUAUCAUCGUCGAAGGAUCCUGCGCACACGGGUUGGCAGAGUUGCUGUUGAGAUACGUGGAGUUCCCGCGCGCGCUGCCGCAUCUUCGCGACGUGACAAUCGCACACGUGGACCUAUCGUUCCCCGGCUCUCAUCCAGACAUCGAACAACUACUAGAGCUCGCCCUUCGCGGCCAGCGAUCUCAUGGACGACAUGUAUGGGACAUCAAACUGGAAGAGUGUUGGGUAGACGUGGAUCAACGGCACCGGCUGGAAGAGGCGGGCGGGAAGUCUAUCGCGUGCAUUGGAGAGCCAGAUGUAUGGGAGGUGGAGUCACUUGAGGAUGACGACUCUGCAGCGGGUGAUUCGGUUGACGACGACGAGCAUCUCGAUUCCGACAGUUCUGAGCUCCCCGAUCUUGAGGUCGCAUAG